UUAAAAAUGGUUAAUGACGUUGAUAAACAUUCGGUACACACGUUAGUGUUCCGAUCUUUGAAAAGAACCCACGAUGCUUUUCUCAAAAAUAAAAGACUUUUACCUCCAGUGGAUCCAAAGUCAUAUGAAAGCAUUAAACGCAUUAAAGCUAGAAGUCAAUACGGUGAUAUUGUUUCCAAAGUGAAAACUCAACUUCCGGUAGCUAAAAACCCUGAAAAUAAUAAUGAAGAACCACUUCCACCAGGUGACGACUCAUACGGGGACAUGCAAAAUACUUCAGCUUUGGUACCAGCGAAUUCAUCAGGACCAUUAGUUGUACCUGCGACAAAAUCAUCAAACGCAGUCGCAAUUCCCAGGAGACAAGCACCAAUUUCUCUGAAACCCAAGUGGCAUGCACCUUGGAAAUUAUACCGUGUAAUCAGUGGACAUCUUGGAUGGGUGAGAUGUUGUGCCGUGGAACCAGAAAACCGUUGGUUUGCAACUGGUGCAGGUGACAGAAUCAUAAAAAUUUGGGAUCUGGCCAAGGGCAGUCUGAUGGUUUCAUUGACUGGACACAUCAGUACAGUACGAGGUCUAGCGUUUUCUCAACGGCACCCGUACUUAUUUUCAUGCGGUGAAGAUAAGCAAGUGAAAUGCUGGGAUCUGGAGACUAACAAAGUGAUCAGACAUUACCAUGGUCAUCUCUCAGCAGUCUACAGCAUGGCACUUCAUCCGACGCUUGAUAUUUUGACAACAGCAGGUCGAGAUUCCACUGCCAGAGUUUGGGAUAUGAGGACCAAAGCUAAUGUUCAUACUUUAGUUGGACAUACUAAUACAGUAGCCAGUGUAGUUAGUCAAGCUGCUGAACCCCAGAUCAUCACUGGCAGCCACGAUUCUACCAUUAGGUUGUGGGACUUAGCUGCUGGUAAAUCCAUGGCUACUCUGACUCACCACAAAAAAAGUGUUCGUGCGCUUUGUUUGCAUCCUAAUAAAUACAUGUUUGCAUCCGGAGCUCCAGACAACAUUAAAACUUGGAAGUGUCCAGAGGGAAAAUUCAUCCAAAAUCUAUCGGGACACAAUGCCAUAAUCAAUUGCUUAGCGGUCAAUGCUGACGGUGUAAUGGUCUCUGGUGCCGAUUGUGGAUCUAUGAACUUGUGGGAUUUCCAAACGGGGUACAAUUUCCAACGCUUGAAUCCACCAGUGCAACCAGGUUCUAUGGAUAGUGAAGCUGGGCUUUUCAGUGCCACUUUUGACAUGUCUGGCUCGAGAUUGAUAAUGACUGGAGCGGACAAAACUAUAAAGCUGUUCAAGGAGUGUGAGGAAGCUACUGAAGAGAGCCAUCCUGUUAACUGGAAGCCAGAGAUAAUAAGAAGAAGAAAGUUUUAA
Cotesia congregata is the source of this 1365-nucleotide messenger RNA. The record is from the annotation of a GenBank genome assembly. NCBI's taxonomy places the organism in Eukaryota, Metazoa, Arthropoda, Insecta, Hymenoptera, Braconidae.